ACCCCUCCUGUUGGGGGAAAAAGCUCUGUCUCCUCUCUCUGCAGUUCUUUCCUUUGUCUUCUGCGAUUUGAGUUCUUGUCUUCCCCCCUUCAUCAAUGGAGAAGAAUUCAGCAGUUAUAUCGCUAACUCUAGAAGAAGAAGUCGAGAAGGUCUUCAGCAAGUUCGACACCAACGGCGACGGCAGGAUUUCACUGACAGAACUCGGCGCCAUACUCAACGGACUCGGCUCCGCGACCCCCGGCGACGAGGUGGCGCGCAUAAUGUCGGAGUUGGACACCGACGGCGACGGAUUCAUCGACUUGAACGAGUUCAAGGCGUUCCACUGCGGCGGAGGAGAGGACAGCAACAAGGAGCUGAAGGAGGCGUUUGACUUGUACGACAAGGACAAGAACGGCAAGAUCUCCGCGAGUGAGUUGCACUCCGUGCUCCGGAGUCUGGGGGAGAAGUGCUCGCUCAAGGACUGCCGGAGGAUGAUCAGCUCCGUCGACGUCGACGGUGACGGAUGCGUGAAUUUUGAGGAGUUCAAGAAGAUGAUGACUAGGGCUUCCUCAUGAAUUCUAGUUACCUCCUUAGUUUCCUUCUUCAAUUUCUCGGAAUUUUAAGUAAGAUUUUUAGGAGUAGCAGCUUAGUUACUGUAUAGUCUUGAACGGCUCUCCAUUUUUCUGGAAGCACGGAAGGAAGUUGUUGCCAUUAAUGUCAAUUUCGGCGGAAAAAGCGGUGGUGGAUAUAUCACGAGUCCGUUUCCAAUCUCAAUUACCUACUUUUUAUUGCUUUUGCUUGUGAUUGAUUGGGUGGUUGGAAUGGUAGCAUUAUCACUCAACGCGGAAUUGGUAGAUUUGUUGAUUGGAAAUUGAUCGAUCAACGCGCUUAUCUUUUGAAUGUGAUGACAGGAUGAUCUUGUGCCUUUAAUUCA
Molecule: messenger RNA, 913 nt
Organism: Sesamum indicum (sesame)
Lineage: Eukaryota; Viridiplantae; Streptophyta; Magnoliopsida; Lamiales; Pedaliaceae
Product: putative calcium-binding protein CML18
Molecular function (GO): calcium ion binding
Source: RefSeq, a predicted model, not a curated record